Messenger RNA from Talaromyces proteolyticus, 1815 nucleotides. Its product is annotated as putative efflux pump antibiotic resistance protein. NCBI's taxonomy places the organism in Eukaryota, Fungi, Ascomycota, Eurotiomycetes, Eurotiales, Trichocomaceae. The coding region runs from base 40 to 1731 and encodes 563 amino acids. Gene Ontology annotation, biological process: transmembrane transport. Gene Ontology annotation, molecular function: transmembrane transporter activity. The transcript has 3 exons. The record is from RefSeq and is a predicted model, not a curated record.
CUCAUAUUCCUAUUCUCCAAAUGUCGAGAGUUGUGUACAAUGGUGACUACACCCAUAAAAGUGGCGCGUUCUCCCGAGCACGAAGCGUCUGUCAUCUCCCCCGAUUUACAGCAGAGGCAAAGCCAACAGCAACAAGAAGAUGAAACACCAACCACAACGGCCUCGGCACGAAUAGUUGAGCCUCUCAACGUCGAAUCCCCCCAAGACACAGAACCCAACUACCCAACAGGCUCGAAGUUUUGGUUCACUAUCAUUGCGCUAUGCGUGGUCGUUAUCCUCGGAGGCCUAGACGCCAAUAUCGUCGCAACCGCCGUGCCGAGUAUCACUGACCACUUCCACACUGUCGCCGACGUAGGAUGGUACUCGUCAGCAUUUCGACUCUGCACCUGUGCAUUCCAAUUCGGGUUCGCGAAACUGUAUAAACUCUUCUCAAUCAAGACCAUUUUUUUCAUGAGUAAUGUGAUAUUUCUCUUCGGCUCCUUACUCUGUGCCACGGCUGCUUCGUCGACUAUGUUUAUUGUAGGGAGAGCAAUAACGGGCGUGGGUUUCGCCGGUGAGUUGGCUGGAUGUUUUGCAGUUGUGGUGCAUAUUCUACCUCUCAACAGGCGACCAGUAUUUUCGGGUUUGAUGGCGUGUGUGGAAUCGCUUGCGAUCAUUGCGGCGCCCAUAGUAGGUGGUGCAUUGACGCAGUCUUUGGGGUGGAGAUGGUGUUUCUGGAUCAACCUUCCUAUUGGCGCUAUAUCCCUGACAGCCAUGUUCUUCCUCUUCUCAGACCCAAGAACCCCCCAAGAGGACGAUCUCACAAUGGCACAGAAGAUCAGAGAGCUCGAUCUCGUAAGCAACUGCUUGUUCAUCCCAUCCCUAACAGCGCUCUUCAUCGCGCUAUCUUGGGCGGGAACAAAGUAUCCCUGGUCAGAUGGGAAAGUAAUCGGAUUGUUCGUUGUAUUUGCAGUGUCACUCGGCUCGUUCGUCUUGAAUCAACGUCGCCGUGGAGAAUCAGCAGCACUCCCUUUCCGCAUCAUAAAAAGCCGAAGUGUCAUCGCUGGCUUCAUCUUCACAGCAUGCACUAACUCAAUGACGAAUGUCUUGGAAUGGUACUUACCAACAUACUAUCAAGUCGUUCGAUCCAAGACCCCAAGCGAGAGUGGUUACCUGAUGAUCCCCAUCCUCGUUGGCAUGAUGCUCGGGCUCUUUCUGCAGGGCAUCGGUACCACUACGUUCGGCUACUACGCGCCCUUUAUGGUCUUUGCUUCCAUAUGCAUGCCAAUUGCCGCGGGCUUGAUGACAACGUACAAUCUCCACACAUCCCUAGCCAAAAUCAUCUUUUAUUCCGGGUUCGCAGGCUUCAGUGGAGGCAUCGGCUUCCAAGGCUCCCAAGCGGCUGUUCAGACAACGUUGAGUGCCGCAGAUGUCAAUCUUGGGAUCGGGGUCAUCUUGUUCGGGCAGAGUAUGGGUCCGGCGGUGUUUAUCGCUAUUGCACAGGUUAUAUUCACGAAUAAGUUGUCGUCAAUUUUGAAAGAUGUUGUACCGGGGUUGACACCUGCGUAUAUUGAAGAGCACGGACUUGGCGAUAUUAAGAAUGGAAUUCCCGUGCAGCAGUGGGAUGAAGUUUUGGCUGGUAUCGAUCAGAGUUUGACUCAGACUUGGUACCUGACUGUGGCGCUAGCUUGCACGACGAUGGUGGGAAGUCUCUUGAUUGAAUGGCGCUCGGUUAAGCAGAAGCAGUCGUGAGGCAUGAAUAAUUUCUUCAUGGUAUAUUCACGAAACGACAUCAAUUGAUAUAGUAAAAAUCUUAUUCUCUAUCAUAUAUUGAUU